Amphiprion ocellaris (clown anemonefish) is the source of this 5785-nucleotide messenger RNA. RefSeq names its product pleckstrin homology domain containing, family A (phosphoinositide binding specific) member 3 (gene plekha3). The transcript has 8 exons. The record is from RefSeq and is a predicted model, not a curated record. Gene Ontology annotation, biological process: endosome organization; retrograde transport, endosome to Golgi; receptor recycling. Lineage: Eukaryota; Metazoa; Chordata; Actinopteri; Pomacentridae. Gene Ontology annotation, cellular component: early endosome; recycling endosome; trans-Golgi network. Bases 273 to 1049 code for a protein of 258 amino acids.
UUUGUUGAUGUUCUCCGUCACCUGACCGACCACAAGUUCAGCCUCCGAGUUCAGCUUCAGAUCACAAACAAACCGUCAGCAUGACUUUGGCCCGACGGGGCUGCAGCUCGGAUCCAGUCAGCUGCAGACAGUUUUCUUAUUUUUAGUCCUGCGUCCCUCCAGAGACGGACUGAGGGCAGCUAGCGCUACGUUUGUUAGCCUGCUAGCUCCAGUUAGCAUCCAGAUCUACGGCUACAAGCUAACGGGCUAGCUGUGUUCGCCGAUGUGAAGCCAUGGAGGGGAUUCUGUACAAAUGGACGAACUACAUGACAGGCUGGCAGCCUCGUUGGUUCGUCUUAGAGAACGGAGUCAUUUCCUACUACGACAGCGAGGACGAUGUCGGCAAAGGAAGCAAAGGAUCCAUCAAGAUGUCCGUGUGUGACAUUAAAGUUCAUCUGACAGAUCCGACCCGUCUGGAGCUGAUAAUUCCCGGUGAGCAGCAUUUCUACCUGCGAGCCGUGAACGCUGCAGAGAGGCAGAGGUGGCUGGUGGCUUUAGGGUCGUCUAAAGCCGGAACUCUGGACAGCCACAAACACAAAGGUCCAGAGUGUCUGAAGACAAAGAUGUCUGAACUCCGGCUGUACUGCGACCUCCUCGUCCAGCAGGUCCAGGCCAUCCAAUCACAGCACAGCGCCGACACAGAGGCCACGCCCACCUCAGAGGCGUCGCUGCUCAGUGCCACAUGUACGACCUUCAUCAGGACUCUGGAGGAGUGUAUGACGCUGGCCAACCAGAGUUUAACCCCCGACCUCCAACCUCCAGAACGGAUGAAACGGUCGAUCAGUCAUCCUGGAACCUACAGCUUCGACAGGUCGGGCGUCCUGAAGGAAUAUGUUGAUGGAGGUCAGAAGUCGACUCAACGCAGAAACCGAACGUGUUCAGACAGCUCAGUGUACGACACUGAACGUUUACUGCCGAGCCUCAACGGCGACUCGUCCUCCAUCCCCGAGGAGAGAGGAAGUAGCCUGAAGACGACGCCCACCGACACCGACACCGACCUGUCCAUCUGAGGUCCAUCUGAGGUCCAUCUGAACAGAACCUGCUAAAGAAAACUCCACCAGAUCAGUCGACCUCCUGAGAAACAUCCUUCUUCUUUUUCUCAGCUGAUCUCUAAACGCUGUGGAGUCAUUGGUUAUCGUUCCUUCAGGCUUUCUUUAGGUGUUUCAGUUCAAACUGUAGAGAGUAAAAAGAGACGUCUGGAAGUUCCUCAGCUGGACUUUAACAUAUUUGAUGCUUUAACCUGCUGGAAUCGGAGUAUGAUUCACCGUCGUCUUCAUAUUCCAGCUGCUCACUGUGGACAAAUGCAGUGGAUAAAACUUGCAGCUGCUGUUGAAUGAUUGUACGACGCUGCAGUCUGAACACAAUCGACUGUGACUUCCUGUUUUCUGGAGCUGCUUUAAACGGACGCAGGAAUGUACAGAAGGUUCUUUAUCAUCUCGUGGCCAAAAAAUUAUCAUGCAGCCAAAAGUUUUCGAAAUCCAGCAACUGUGACGCGAAAAAGCUUCUUUUUUCUGCCUUUUUCCACCUGAACUUCCUGCUCAUCCAGCAUCUUCUGUAUUAAUCUUCCAGUCGUGUUGAAAGCUAUACUCCGUCCUUCUGGCUUCAAACCAGAUCUGAGGGUGAAACCAGGCUGAUAAAUUAGCAGGAAUCUGAGGCCACAUUUUCCUCAAGUUUGCACAAAUUUUCCAUCUAAGACCUGCAGCAGGGUUUCAGUGUUCGUUCCUCACCUGAAAAGUCCAAUCAGGUAAACGGCAUCUCUUAAUACAGCUGCUGCCUCAUGACGUUUGCGUUCCUGGACUGUUUCCUGUCUUCUGGUGGGGAAUUGCAGCCAAAAGACGCCUUUGUCAACAGAAAACUGACCCGUCCAGAUGAAAACAGCACUUUUAGUUUGUUGUGAGAGUUUUAAAACGCUGUUAAAUCACCGACUGAACAGAUUCUAGAAGAAGGAGAAAGAAGAAACAGUGAAGAAACAGCAAAUUAGAUUGUUUCUGUUUAUUUAAAGCGAAUAAACUCAGCUGCAGAAUUUCGUCACAAGGUGGCACUGUAGCCAGAAAAAAAUAGUGUUGCCAACCAAUAAAAAUCCCUAAAACGAAGAGGAGACAAAACUUGAGAGAAAAAUUUAAAGGAGUUGUCGGGAAUUUCGUACAUUUGGGAAAGUUGUAACGAUGCAUUCAUGUCAGCUGGUUUUGGCCAUUUUUCUGAAUGUUCAGAGACAGAAACAUCGAAUUAGUUACUUGAGUUAAAAUUUUCUUAUGUCAGAACUUGAUCAAAAAAAGAUGUUUCCAUCUCCUAUUGACUAUUUUUCCAAAAAGUCAAAAAACACCUCAAGUAUAGGUAAAAACUUUUUGCAAAAUUAGUUGGGGUUUUUUCCGAAUUUUGUGAUUUAAAUUUUUCACAAAUGCCAUACAUCAAAAAUAAACGCUACAAUAUCACAGCUAAUGACAACAGAAACACAGCUGAGUGUUUAAUUUUGCAACUUGCUGGUAAAAGCAUUUCUAAUAAUCGAUGCCAAAGUUAAAGUUCAACAACUUUCUCUCGCUUAAAGUGGUGUCAUCUGCAUAAGGUCGAAGAAACUCUAAAUUAGACUUGUUCCUAUCUGUCAAUAAACUCAGCUGCGUAGUGUCGUCAGAAGGUGGCGCUGUGUCAGAACUUAAUUUUAAAAAAGGUGUUUCAAUCUCCUAUUAACUAUUUUUUUAAAAGUCAAAAACCACCUCAAGUGUAAGUACAAAAUUCUUGCAAUUCUUUUUUUUUUAUUUUACCGUUUCCAUUAACUUUCACUAAUGCCAUACAUUAAAAAUAUGCUGCAAUAUCACAUCUAAUGACAACAGAACCACAACUGACUGUUUCACUUGUUGUUAAAAGCAGUUUUGUUUCUAAUAUUCUGUGCCAAAGUCCAAAAACUUUCUCUUGCUUAAAGUGAUAUCAUCUGCAUAGUCGAAUUUGCCAAAUGACAAAUAUUACAAUAGAGCUGCCGCAAAAGACUAUUUAUCUGUCAGACUCUUAUACAGAUUAGUCGAUUAAUCUAAAUGAUUAAUUUUCCUCCAAAAGAAGUUUGUUCACUCAAAUAAAAACACUCCACAAGACGAAACAGGAUUAAUUUAGGAAUAAACUCGCAGUUGUUGUAAUUAUUUUACCGUCUAGGUUACGUAGAUGAGGCGUUGUUCACAUGCCCACAAAAUUAGCGUCUAUAUACUGAACAAAUUCACAUUUUUAGCUCAGUUUUUGCUGUGCAGAAGCAAAUUUUGCUCAGAUUGUGGAAAUUUAACAUCACUCAGACCCCCAUAGACUCAGAAAUUUAAUGGAGGAAGAUUCAUUUUUAUGAUUUUAAGAAGUUUCCUGCAGCUCAUCUCAAGUCUUCAGACUUAUGAAACAGUUUCUGCUUGACCAUCUCUGAUUUGCCUGAAAGUUUGGAUAGCUAAAUUGGUAUUUGUAAAAUUUUACAUUGAUUCAUGAAAUACAAAUUGCCUGUUUCAGCGCAUUUUUUAUACAUUGAAAUUUGAGUCUGUUUGAACAACAACACGAUUAUUAUUAUUAUUAUACAGUUAAACCUGAAAUUUUCAGUUAUUUUUGUUCGGGGUCCUAAUAUGAAAAAAAAUAUCACCAAUAUUUUAGUUUUUCCAGUUGUAAAAGCUCAACAAAAAUAUCUUUUUUCAUUUUUGUGAUCAAGUGUUUCAUAUUUAAAGUAUUCUAUUGGUCUAGUUUUGUAUUUUUGUGACAUUUAACUUAAAAUGGUUCAGAAAAUAUCACUAGUUGACUUCUGCAUUAUCAGUAUUUUUGUUACAGAUUAAAGGUGGGACUUUUCACGAUGGCUUUGAGUUUUUCCCAUAUUUUAACUCCCCCAAAAUCGGAUAUUAUUUGAUCAACUUGUCCGAUAUUACAGAUUCUGAAUCAAUGAUAUGAUGAGAUUAACAGUGAAACUUUCAGGUUUUUAUCUUAAAUAGUUCCUCAGAUAUUUUUGAUCGAACAAUCAAAUUUAAAGGUGCAUGGGUCAUUUUUAUUUGCAAUUAUCUUCCGAAGUAUUUGACAUAUGAAGCUAAAAUUUCACAGAUACCAUUUAAAAUAUUCACAGUUUAUGGUUGGCUACAUUUAGUUCAGUUUUCACCCUUAAACACAUCCUAUAAUAUUCAAUUGUGGAACUUUCUCUUCUUCUUAAACAUCAGCUUUGUCCAAAAUACACAUUUUAAGCUACAGUACGUUGGUAUUUAUUGCAGAGAAACUAACCUGACAGAAUUUUCCCUGAACGUAGAGUUUGUAGAAAUUGGUUUUUUUUUGCACUUUAAACUUUUCUUUCUGAAUGUUUGUGCACUGAGACAUUAAUUAUAUUGUCGAAGGUACUUUGCCGGACAAACAGUGCUAAUGAUUGUGGAUUUUAGAGAGCGUCCUGGAGCUGCAGCAGCCUUACAUGUACCAGUAUGUAAACGUAUAACGCCUUCUUUUAUCGUGUUACUUCUGCCAUGACGUGUUCUCGCUGUUGUCCACUUUUGUUUUCACCAAAUGCUGUGAAGAAACGUUUCUCUGACAGCCUCCGAUGUUCAGAAACGAGACGCAUGUCGGCUUCACGUUCUGUUGCUGACCUGUGAGUUUAUCUGCAGCUGCAUGACAGUUUAUAUUUUCUACACUUUAGCCUCCAUUUUCCUGCUGCCAGUCGGAUUCAUUGAUCUGUGAUUUAGCCAUAAAAUGAGUUUUUAAUGCAGCUAGAAAAGAUCACAAUACAUUGAUUUAUUCGGCUAAAUUUCACAUUUUUCUGCAACUUUUAAAGAAAAUCUACACUUUAUUUUGCAUUUGUGAAUGUUUUCUUUUUGACAUUUUAACUCCCUUCAUUGUGAUUUUGACUCAACAGCUGCUUUAAAUAAAUCUCAGACAAACUGACAUUUUGGGAAACGCUAAUCUACUUUGCUUUGAAUUAGAUUACAUUUCUACAGCAAAUAAUCUGAAUUUUUUGUGCUUUUUAACCCUCUGAGCCCCCAAAAGCAGGUUAUCUUUAUAGUUGAAGAACAAAUAUCACCACUGUUACAGCAUUUAUCAGAGCUAAAAAUGGUGAAAACAGAAAAGGAAUUGUUGGAUUCUCAACUUUCCGACUGUACUUGAACUAAUCGUCUGAAACUACCAAAUUUAAGCGUCUAUUUCAUCAGAUUUGGUUUAUUCUACAUGCUGCUUUUAAAAAUUUGUUAAAAACAACACCGCUUGUACUAAAAAGAUUCUGUAAAAUAGAAAAAAUUCUGCACUCUCUGGUGCAUCUGUGGAGCCAUUUUUGACUAAGUUGUGACUAACAGUCAUGUGACAAAAAAAUCAGUUUUCAGGUGAACUGCAGGCAGUGUUUAAAUUAAAAAUGAGCCCACAGUGAGCAAAAAAAACAUCCAGAAACUGCUUAAAGUUUAGAGGGUUAAACUUACAGCAAAUAAAAUGUUAAUUAAUGACUUUUAAAAGCUGCUGUUAGCCUGGUUUGGUACCUUUAAAUUCAGCCAGGCUAGCAGUUUCCCUUCAUUUGCAGUCAUUAUGCUAAGCUAAGCUAAUCACCACAGAGAAAGUAUUUCCCAGAAUGUCAAAGUGUCUUUUAAGGCUUCCGUCGGUGACGGAGGGAAAAUAACUGAAUUAAACUGCUGAUUUCUUUAUCAUAGGUUAUUAUUUUUUUAUUCUUUGUGGCUGAACCAGCAGAGAUUUUCAUGCCUUAAGUGUCUGUACGAAGUGACGUGGUUGUAUCAGAUCAGAUUUUCAUCGUCUAAAUAAAAAAUAUAUUUGAAGUGAA